Messenger RNA from Cladocopium goreaui, 1092 nucleotides. Lineage: Eukaryota; Dinophyceae; Suessiales; Symbiodiniaceae. The record is from the annotation of a GenBank genome assembly.
AUGAAGUCAAAAUGCUCCGUCCCAUGUCUCUUCCGGCGCUUGAGAUCCGCUGGUCUUCUGACGACACAGCCAACUGCUGUGACUGGAGGUGCUACCCCCAGCCUUUCCAGAGCUUGGUACAAGGCUGAUGGAAGGCUCUGCGUCUCGAAUGGGCCAGUUGCAAUCAGAGAUGGAAAACGAAGAUGUGAGAAGAUUGACAAGGAUCAAAGAUCUGGCUUUGUCUCGAACUGGGGCGUGAGUCCCCAGAAUUGCUAUUUUCAAGGGGAAAAUAGUGAUAAACCACAAACAUCUGGGGUUCCAAAUGUUGAGACAACCAAACAUCAGGCCCUUCAAGCCACAAGUCCUUGGUUUCUCUUUUUAUUGCCCAGCGCCUUAGCACCUGGAGCUCUGUCUUUGAGUGAACAUCGAUGGAUCUUUGAAGACUUGCUGACUCUUCCCGGACUUGGAUCACUUGGCAUAGGUUUGCCAGGAGUAGUGUCCCUGGGCAUUUUCCUGAACCCCAUGUUCGAGGCCAUGCCGCGGAUUCGCAAGAUGGGACAUGUGGGCGAGAUGCCGAUGCUCCCCUAUUCUGCCAUGACUUCGCAAGGAAGUGUUUGGACUGCCUACGGACUGCUGCUGAACAACCCUGCAGUGUGGACACCGAAUCUUUGUGCUGCGCUUUUGGGGAUGUACUACAUGUCAAUUUAUUGCAGCCACUGCCCAGAAUUGGGACAUUUGCUGAAAAGUCACAUCCUUAAGGUCUUAGGGACCAUGGGAUUCUCUGUCUUCGCCUACGCGUAUCUUCCGCAGAACAUGGCCUUGAAUUUGCUUGGAAUCACAGGAAAUGUGAUGACCAUCUUCAUGUUCGGAGGGCCACUGACCGCCAUUCGAACAGUGGUGCGAGAGCAGAAUACUAGAGCCUUGAAUUUGGGCUUUACUUGCAUUGUGAAUCUCAAUUGCGUUUUGUGGUUCUUCUAUGCCUAUUUCAUGCUUGACGAUCCCUACAUUUAUCUACAAGAUGGUGUGGGUAUCCUCCUGGCUACGCUUCAACUGGGCCUGUUUGCCCGGUACGGCGUUCAGCGUCACUAGACUAACACAGCGUGUAGAGCAAAA